This is a messenger RNA of Drosophila miranda, 3013 nucleotides long. RefSeq names its product zinc finger protein 878. The coding region runs from base 602 to 2428 and encodes 608 amino acids. Gene Ontology annotation, cellular component: nucleus. NCBI's taxonomy places the organism in Eukaryota, Metazoa, Arthropoda, Insecta, Diptera, Drosophilidae. Gene Ontology annotation, molecular function: zinc ion binding. The transcript is spliced from 6 exons. The record is from RefSeq and is a predicted model, not a curated record.
UUUGCAAUCCAUUAAAUCUCUCGACACGACACUCCCAAGCAAAAGCAGCUUAGCCCAAACAUUGAAGGUCAGUUCACGCGGGAGUGCGCUCCAAACAACUUCGUCGGAUCGGAUGGCAGCAGUAGACACAGGCGCAGGACAGGAUAUGGUCAAUGGGCUGUUGUUGUUGCCAUUGUUAUUGUUGUCACCCCGCUGUCGCCCAGAUACAGACACAAAACUUUUCUGAGUGCCCUAGUCCAGGUCCCAGCAUCCAUUCCUUGCGAAAAUAUUGCUGCUGAAAAGUGUGUGCAUGUUGUACUACAGAUGUUUCUUGCGUCCCACUGCAUGGCCACAGAACUGGACGGGAAUUCGGCUUUGGAUUUGGCACAAACAAACAGCGACGACAAUUGUCGGAUGGUGAUGCGGGAGCGGGAGCGGCGGCGGCGGCAGUGAAACGUAGUUUUUAGAGUUGCAUAAUUACACGCACACGCACACACCCAUGCCCCAUGCCCCAUACCCAUACCAAUACGCAUACCUGCCACUGCCACUGGCCAUGGAACUGUUGGGCGUUGUUGCGGUUUGAUGUGGCGCUCCUCCAUGCAUUUCGCUUGCUGCUGCAGCCAUGGAAACUUGUCGUACCUGUGCGAUUUCCAUGUUUGUUUGCCAUGGCAGCAACAAUUUUCUGGACCUAUUCCAUCCCACCUGCUGGCAGAGUGAAAUGGCCCAGAUACGACUGGAGUUUGUCCACUGGAAUCUGAAGAUUUCUCCCAACGAUGGAUUGCCACAGAAAAUAUGCAGCGACUGUUUUACAAAGUUCUGCUCCAUUUACACAUUUCGACUGGGCUGCCAGGAAGCGCAGUUGAAGUUGUCGAACAUUUAUGACAAAAUCGAUGCCAGCAGCUUGGAGGAUGAAUGCCAGGAAGAGGAAGGGGAACAUGAAGAUGCGGAAGCUGUGCCAGAAACAACAAUUAUAGGAGCAACAACAACAACAACGACGGUUUCAACCGAAACACAACCAAACACUGCCACUGCCCCCCCAAUAGAGUUUUUUGUGGAAACCAUAGGCCACACCGAAGCGAGUAACGAUAACGACUCACAGCCACUAUACCAGGAUGAUGAUGAUGAUAAUGAUGAUGAUGAUGAUGAUGACGUUGAUGCCUCUCAGGAACUGACCAUUAGCUAUGCCUGUAAGUUCUGCUUUAGGCCGCAGGAGAGCUACCAGCUGCAGCAGCUGCUCCUGGAUCACAUAAAUGCCAGCCAUGAUCCAGAGCAGCCGUACAACUGUCCGGAGUGCGAGGAGUGCUUCCAGGAUGCUGCCUCCCGGACUGUGCACCUCAAGAGCAGUCAUGUGGAGAAGCAGUUCAAGUGCGAAGUGUGCGGCAAGCAGUACAGCGAUCGGCACAACCUGCGCCAUCACAUCGAGAAGUAUCACUCGGAGACGGACUUUGAGUGCACCAUGUGCGAGAAGCGCUUCUUUACGCGCAAAAGCCUCAACUAUCACAUGAAGUGGCACAAUCCGGAGCGUCAGCUCAAGUGCCGGCAGAGCGGCUGCGAGCGUUUGUUCAUCAAUCAGCGGCAUCUCAAAUGCCAUGAGGCCACCCAUACGGGCGCCAGUGCCAGGAAGAGCGAGCACUGUGGCUUCUGUGGUAAAACUUUCAUACACCUAAAGACACUACGAUGGCAUAUCUAUAGACAGCAUGGCGGGGAAAAGCCCUACAAAUGCGCCAACUGCACGGAGGUGUUCGCCUCGUACGCGGAGAAAAGGAUCCAUAUGCUGGAGCGGCACAGGGAGAACCUAACGCCCAUUGAACGCAGCGAAUGCAUGUUGUGCCGCCAGCCCUUUGGCAGCGAGCAGGAGCUCAUACAUCACAUGUCCGUGGAUCAUUUGCAGCGGGCGGCCAGUGCGCCAGUGAUUGCCAACAAUAAGCGUGUCCUGCAGCAGAAGCGAGAGCGUCAGUAUUCGGGACUCUUUCAAUGCGACAGCUGCACCCAGAGAUUCAAUAUGAAGUCGGCCCUGGAUCGCCAUGCCGCUGUCCAUUCGGAGAAGGACAGGCCGCAUGCCUGUCUGCACUGCUCAAAGCGUUUCAAACGGGCCCAGGACCUGAAGUGGCACAUCAAGACGCACGAGAAGGAGAAGCCCAAUGUUUGUGACGUGUGUGGCAAGGCCUUUGCCUUGAAGUAUGUCCUCACACAGCAUCGGCUAAGCCAUGAAGUUUUGGAGAAGAACUUUAAGUGCAACGUUUGCGGUCGGGCCUAUCUGUUUGAAAAGAGCCUGCGGCUGCAUCAACGCAUCCACACGGGCAACACCUACUACAAAUGCGAUCUGUGCCAGGAACGCUUCGUAACGCACAUUAAACUGAAAACUCAUAUGCAGAAAAUGCAUGCACACGCAUCUGAGACGCCUUCACCGGACUCCCUGGAUGAUUUGAUAAAGAUUGUGAUUUCCUAAACAGAACAAGAUAGCAAAAGAAAGCCCCUACUGUACUUUUGUAGCCAAGCGCAAAUAGAGAGAGAGAGACAGAGAGCGUAGCUCUCACUAACUCCUACUAAACUGACAAACUACCAAAACCAAACUACUAAAACCAUACCCUCCAUUCAACCUUAUCAUUAGACCAUAUGCGGCCGCAGGAACGCACCAGGGCUGAAAGCUUUAUACUCUCUAGGCAAAUGAUUCACUCUCUAUCAUAUAUAUCUUCUACUAUAUCUUUCUUCUUCCACCAUCGUAUUCCCCUGAAUACCGCGAGUGCUGUCCAUCUAUAUAUUCACACACCUGCAGCACUUAGAAACACACGACCAUUGACGACCAUUUAGCGAUAAGCAAUAUUUAAAAAGAACUUCAAGCUACACGGCAACCACUUAAUGCUCAAUGCAUUUGCAUUUAUUUCAAAACCCAAAAAAUAUUUACAAUAUCUACCGAAAGAGUAUAAGUCGUAUUUAAAAUAUCAAUGUACUAUGAAUUUUACUAUGUGUAGUUCCAGAUAUAUUUACCAAAUUCGUGCUCUAUAAAAACAUCAAUUUGAAAAGAUGAAGUAGU